ACUGGCUGCCAUACUGACCUACACAUUAUUUGCCCAUGGAAAAAGGUCACGGAAGAAGCAAAAGAAAAGAAAAGAAAAGAAAAGUGAAAGAGUGGUUGUAAGAUAAUCAUAGGCUUGGAGAGAAAAACCAAGCCACCAUCAACCCUCUCUCUCUCUCUCUCUCUCUCUCUCUCUCUCACACACACACACACACACACAGACACAGAGUUACAGAUCUUUGUCCCUGUAAAAGGUUUUCAACAGACAAGAAAAACCCAAAUCCCCUCUCUGUCUCUCUUCACCAUCCGUGACCAAGGUGAGUGUAUUAUUGAGUGAAGCAGACAAAGGUUGCUAGCCAUUGUCCAUCCCUCCUCUCUUAUCAUCUCCUUCAGCUCUUUUUGGUGCCCUUUUUCUCUCUGCAUUUUCUCACUGAUAAUACUGGUGGAAAAUAUUCAAGGACCUUCUGUUUGGCUUGCCAUUAGUGAUUCCAAUCUUUCCCUGAAAAUGAGGGAAAGUAAGAGAAAAUGCCAAAUUAAAGAAGAAAAAAGAAAGUAAACCAAGACAAUUUUUUCCCCUCUUGCCCCCAUACAUUUUCUUGCAAUUUCUUUAUAGUUGCAACAUUCAAUUAGAAAAUGAGGAAGCAUGGAUGGCAGCUUCCACACCAUCCUCUCCAGGUGGUAGCUGUUGCUGUAUUUAUGGCAUUGGGGUUUGCUUUCUAUGUAUUCUUUGCCCCUUUUGUUGGGAAGAAGGUGUUUCAGUAUAUUGUGAUAGGACUCUACACUCCUCUUAUUACAUGCGUCUUUGGCCUAUAUAUUUGGUGUGCGGCAGCUGAUCCCGCCGAUCCUGGAGUCUUCAAGUCCAAAAAAUAUCUUAAAGUUCGGGAUAGAAAAAGGCAGGCCCCAUUCAAGGAAUCUAAAUUAGGUGGGGAAUCAAAUUCAUCAAUACAAGAUGCCAAUGCUGCAACAGUUGAAGCUUAUGCUACUGAAAUUGAAAAGAAGAAUGCACAAGCUCACCGUUCAUCUUGUUUUAUGGCUCUUUUAGCGUUACUUCCUUGUGCUUCUAUGUGCAACUUCUCAAAUUCUCACGAAGAAUCUUCUGAGCAACAAAUGAGCGAAGAUGGCAUGUUCUACUGUAGUUUGUGUGAAGUAGAGGUUUUCAAGUAUAGCAAGCAUUGCAGAGUUUGUGACAAAUGCGUUGACCAUUUCGAUCACCAUUGCAGGUGGCUCAAUAACUGUAUAGGCAGAAAGAACUACAGGCAGUUCUUCACCCUCAUGGUUUCGGCCCUUCUAUUGCUUGUGCUUCAGUGUUCAAUCGGAAUCCUUGUAAUGGUCUGCUGCUUUUUUGAGCGCAAGAGAUUCUCUGCAGAAAUCACCUCAAGAUUAGGAAACAGUUUUUCAGUGUUUCCCUUUGUUAUAGUUGUGGCAGUAUGCACCAUUUUAGCCACGAUUGCGAUCCUGCCUCUUGCUCAGCUUUUCUUCUUUCACAUUCUUCUCAUAAAGAAGGGUAUUAGCACAUAUGAUUAUAUCAUAGCUUUGAGGGAUCAAGAACAACAAGGAGUUGGAGUUCAGCAAAGUCCCCAGAUGUCACAUAUUAGCUCCAUUACUGGGUUUAGCAGUACAAGUUCCUUUAAUAACAUCCACCGAAGUGCAUGGUGUACACCUCCACGCCUAUUUCUUGAGGAUCAGUUUGAUGUAGUUCCUCCAGACACCGCAUCUGUUAAGUCAUUAGGCAAAAAGAUGGUAGGAGAGGAGCCAAUUAAGAAAAAGAACCCUGGAGCUGUUAAGAUCAGCCCAUGGGCAUUAGCGCGCUUGAAUGCAGAAGAGGUUUCAAAGGUUGCUGCAGAGGCAAGAAAGAAGUCCAAAAUUUUGCAGCCUGUGGUGAGACGGGAAGCUCCUUUUGGACAACAAGGAGCAGGCAGCAGUGGCCGUAGGAUGGUCCCAAGACCUGAUAACAAUAACAGAAGACGAGCUGGUAAGUGGGUUCACCUACCGGUGGAGCAACCCAUUGAAGAAGCUGCUGAUGGCAAUGGAAGUGAUCUGAUUCCCGAGACAUCAACCAGUUUGGCGCCUCUUCAACUUGAAGCCAGGAGUGCAUUCCGGACAAGCCUACCUACGUCCAGCUCAGCUGGUGUAAUAGCUUCCUCUCCAGAGAGCAGCUUGGACUCCCCUGAUCCCCACCCAUUCUGGAUCUCCUCAUUAGGUGGUGAAGAGGCAAGGCGGUUCACAGGUCUAUCAUCAGCAGCUACUCAGAAGGGAAUCACAUUAUCGAGAUCAACAAGUGAUGGUUAUGAGCCAUCCGGUGGGGAAGAUAGUGACCGAGUACCUUCCAGGACUGUACAGAGGUCGACAAACUGGAGUAAACCGUCGCUAAAUUAAAGGCAUCAUCUCCAUCUCGCCAGGCUAACAAUAGGGAGGUUUGAACUAGUGAAGUUUAUUUAAUUAUGGAAUACGGGUCAUUUUCAGUUUACCAAGGUGACACAUUUCAAUAUUCUUUCAUAUGUUGUCCAAGAUCAUCCACAAUCAAUCAGCAAUCCCCAGCUUGGCCUCAGUGACAUGAUUUCUGGCUUUUGAGAACUUGGAAUCUAAGUGGCGCGGAGAAAAGUUUUAACACGAGGAAUAGAACUUGAUUUUGGCUUCAGAAUCAUUGUAGCUUUUGGUCAUUAGUUCUUGAGUUUAACACCGACCAGAAGGCAAUGUUGCUUGUGGAUCGUUUUACAAGAAGAAAAACUCAAUGGUAUCUUUGUAAUCUCUCUUCUUGAUUUGUGCUUUUGGCAUUAUUUUGGCUUUUUCCGCUAUCAGAAUUGUAAUUUUUGUAACAAUCCACAUUAUUAACUCAGUAAUGUCUUGCAAGUUCUACAACUCUA
Molecule: messenger RNA, 2842 nt
Organism: Cornus florida
Lineage: Eukaryota; Viridiplantae; Streptophyta; Magnoliopsida; Cornales; Cornaceae
Product: probable protein S-acyltransferase 22
Exons: 9
Coding region: 612-2354 (580 amino acids)
Biological process (GO): protein targeting to membrane; peptidyl-L-cysteine S-palmitoylation
Cellular component (GO): endoplasmic reticulum; Golgi apparatus
Molecular function (GO): protein-cysteine S-palmitoyltransferase activity
Source: RefSeq, a predicted model, not a curated record